Dichotomopilus funicola is the source of this 1542-nucleotide messenger RNA. RefSeq lists its product as uncharacterized. The record is from RefSeq and is a predicted model, not a curated record. Lineage: Eukaryota; Fungi; Ascomycota; Sordariomycetes; Sordariales; Chaetomiaceae. Gene Ontology annotation, molecular function: cis-regulatory region sequence-specific DNA binding; protein binding. Gene Ontology annotation, cellular component: nucleus. The coding region runs from base 1 to 1542 and encodes 513 amino acids. The transcript is spliced from 2 exons.
AUGAUCCCAUCCUCGCACCAACGGCAAACUCGGGGCUGCGCCUCCCAUGAGAAUGGUAAUGGGAGUCAGCCACUGAGUCACCCACCAUUCCCAAUGGCGACCAACGGCACGCUCGAUGACGAUGGCCUCGACUCGGCCUCGAUCCCAUCACACCCUCUCGGCAUCAGACCGCUAGGCAACAAGUACUUCUCGGGCGGCGGGGAUGCCCGGCGAUCUAUGGGAGUGUUGCAGAUUUUGCCCGACGAGAUGCUGAUGCAGAUGUUGGAGUAUUUGGAUGAGAGGACGUUGAGAUUGUUUGGCUACACGUGCAAAUUUUUGUUUGCGUGUUGUGUAUCUGACGACAUCUGGAAGACCAUCUUGUUAGAAACGGAACUUGGCAGCAAGUGCUCCUUCGAAUGGCGGGGAUCUUGGAGAGCUACGGUACUGGGUUUGUCCCCUGAGCAAACGGCCCGUGUAGACUGCCGGAAUGUCUUUUCCGAUGUGCUGCAUCGCCCGUUUGUCUGCAGUCACAUCUCCUUGCGCCACUACACCAAAAACAUCCCGCUGGCUAACGAGAUUGACCGCUUCGAGGAUCUCUCGUUCGACGAGUUCGCGGAGAAGUGGAGCAAGAAGCCGUUUGUCUUGACCAAGUGCAUUCAGCCUUGGCCAGUCACCGGGUCAUGGACGCUGGGGAGUCUGCUCUCUGACUACGGCGACGUCGUAUUCCGGGCAGAAGCGGUGGACUGGUCAUUCGCAACCUACCACCAGUACAUGCGGGAUAACCAAGACGAGAGCCCGCUCUACCUAUUCGACCGGAGGUUUGCCGAGAAGAUGUCACUCAAGGUGGGUAAAGAGGAGCCGGGGGCGGCAUAUUGGAAGCCGGAGUGCUUUGGCCCCGACCUGUUCGAGCUCCUGGGCGCCGAGCGGCCGGCCCAUCGAUGGCUCAUCGUCGGCCCCGCGCGCAGCGGGUCAACCUUCCACAAGGACCCCAAUGCGACGAGCGCGUGGAACGCCGUGAUUGAGGGCGCCAAGUACUGGAUCAUGUUCCCACCGUCUGCGGCGGUACCGGGGGUGUACGUCUCCAAAGACAGCAGCGAGGUGACCAGCCCGCUCAGCAUUGCGGAGUGGCUGCUGGAAUUCCAUGCAGAAGCCCGCGGGCUGCCGGAGUGCCGGGAGGGCAUCUGCAAGGCGGGCGAGAUUCUCCACGUCCCGAGCGGCUGGUGGCAUCUCGUGGUAAACCUCGAGGACGGGAUCGCGCUGACGCAAAACUUUGUCCCUGAAUCCCAUCUCGGGGGUGUUCUGUCCUUUCUCAAGGACAAAGCGGACCAGGUGUCCGGAUUCGAGAAGGAUGUCUCUGAUCCGUACGAUCUAUUUGUCAGCCGGCUGCGGGAGGAACGGCCCGAGUUGUUGGAGGACGGACUCAGGCAGCUGGCCGAAAAGAAGCGACGGUGGGACACGGUGGUCGGCGAGGAUGGUGAUAGUUCCGGCGAUCAACCCCAAAAGAAGACGGCUGGUUUCAGUUUUGGCUUCGGGGAUGGGGACGAAGACGACGAGAUUCCCUGA